UUAUAACCACCUUUGAAAAUGAACGCAAAAAAUCAUCACUACCAACCAUACCCACCGUUAAUUAUACGGUGGGCAAUCGUGAUACUUUGACAUCGGUGGCAGCACGUUUUGAUACUACUCCCUCGGAAUUGACACAUUUAAAUCGUUUGAAUAGUUCAUUUAUUUACCCCGGCCAACAGCUGUUGGUACCCGAUAAAAGUGCCAAGGAUAAUGUAUCGACCAGUUCUACAGAUGAUAAAAUUGGCGGUUCUAGUGCUUCGGGCAAAUCGAGUCCGAUUGAAAGAAAAUUAUCAGCUGAAGAGCAAAGUGAGGAUAUCUUAGAAAGUUUACGUCCUGGUUCACCAAAACCUGGACACAUUGAACGUGUGGAUGCCACCGGUCGUACAGAUGCCAAUAAAACCGAUGAUCCGGUUAUAACACAACGUUUCCUUAAAAUCAAUGUACGUCACAUAACCGAUGGUCAAGGUGUAGUGGGUGGUGUUCUCUUAGUAACACCCAAUGCGGUUAUGUUUGAUCCAAAUGUUUCGGAUCCCUUGGUUAUUGAACAUGGACCCGAAAGUUAUGGUGUUAUAGCUCCUAUGGAAUUGUGUGUUAAUGCUGCCAUCUUUCAUGAUAUAGCACAUAUGCGUGUAUCGGGCGGAGCAGCUGAUAAUUCGAAUACACAAUCGGAAAAACCAGAAAUUUAUUAUCCCAAAACAGUAUUAGAUGCCCAAAAGGCCAAAGACGAGGAGGAGAAAGGACAAGGAGUAGAUAAUGUCGAUGGCAAAGAGAAAUCAGAUGAAACAAAAACAAUUGAAGCUGGUGCCGAAUGUAAAGAGAAGACAGACGAUCAAGAGUCUAUAUGCUCCGGUUCAGGUCGUGAGACAGAGAAAACUGAUAAUAAAUCUACGGAAGCCAAAGAUAGUUCGAAGACUGAGCUUGAUGCUGCCAGUUCUGGCACCAAUGACACCGAAGAUGAUGAAACUAAGAAAAAUAUUAAUCUAACUGAUUCUCGUACCACCUUAGAAGAAAGACGUAAAAGUCUUUUGGAUCAUCAUUGGGCUAUACCUAGUAAAGAUAGACUAUGUUUAUCUAAUUCUCGAAGAUCAUCGGAAGAUGAGGGUGACAAUGAAUCGAAUACCACUGCCGAUAGUGGUGCUCGUGGUCAAGAUCCUCAUUCGGCUACAUCAUCAUUAAGCGGUAUUAUGGCUAAUUUGGCCAGUGGUAAUGUUAACGCCAUAGAUUUAGAAGAAUUGGAAGAAUUAUCGAAACAAGCGUGUUACGAUUCGGGUAUCGAUAUACGCGAUCCUAUACCAAAUGUACAACCCAUACCAAAGAAAACUGUUUACAGUGAUGCUGAUAUUGUAUUAAGCUCCGAUUGGGUGCCACCCAAACCCAUAACAAUAACACCCCUCAGUGAAUCGCCACCAAGAAGCAGUUUAGAUGCUGGCGGUUCACGCAAAAAGACUACUAGCGUGAGUUUUAGUGUAGAUGAUGAGAAUCAAGCUCAAGCUGCUGCUAGUGGCAAUAAUCAAAAUAAUCAGCAGGAUAAAAAUGCUGAUAAAAAGAAUAAGAUGUUAAAACGUCUUUCCUAUCCUUUGACUUGGGUUGAGGGUUUAACGGGCGAUGGUGCUCCCAAUUCUGCUGGCAGUGUUAACAAGUCUCAGGAUCAAGAAUCUGCCCCCAAUACUGGUGAUUCUAAUCAAAGUGUUUUCUCAAAAGUAUUUUCUAGUUCGCCCAUUACUUUGGUCUCAGAGUUGGGUGGUAAUUUAUUUUCAAAAACACCGUCCGAAGAUUCGAGUGGCUCUCCGGUGCCACCUCUAACACCACAUUCCACUCAUUCCGAGGGUCAUAUUUCCUCAGGACGUUCUUCUAUAGGUACUUUCAUACGUCCUUUAUCUUCGGAAGGUACUGCAUCUACUACCAAACUUAAAGAUAAUAAACAACAGCAACAACCAAAAUUGGAUUAUCGUUCUAUGGUUUCAGUAGAUGAUAAGCCUGGACUAUUUGUCAGUGUCGAUAAACUUAUACCCAGACCUGCAAGAGCUUGUCCAGAUCCCCCAUUGUAUUUACGCUUGCGCAUGGGUAAACCUAUAGGCAAGGCCAUACCAUUGCCAACAUCGGUAAUGUCUUAUGGUAAAAAUAAACUGAGACCUGAAUAUUGGUUUAGUGUACCUAAAAAUCGCAUUGAUGAAUUGUAUCGUUUUGUCAAUACCUGGGUUCCUCAUCUCUAUGGUGAAUUGGAUGAGGAACAAAUCAAGUCUCGUGGCUUUGAAUUAAUACAAGACGAUACGGAAUGGACACAAAGUGGCACCAAGAAAACACGUUCGGGCAGUCAAGAGGGUGAAGAAAUCACCGAUAUUACACGUGAAUCUUGGGAGCUUAUUAAGGCUCCAUUUGCUAAGACCUACAACAUUAUUAAAACGGCUUCACAUGCCGCAUCUGCUGAUUUGGAUUUAUUAAGCGGCGAGGUGCUGUCUAUGAGCAGUGAAGAUUAUCGCAAAUCUUCAAUAUUCCAAACAGGAUCAUUUGAUUUAGAUUUCCCCAUACCAGAUCUAAUUGGAACAACAGAAAUUUUAACAGAAGAGCAUCGUGAAAAACUUUGUGGCCAUUUACCUGCCCGCGCUGAAGGUUAUUCCUGGUCUUUGGUCUUUAGCACAUCUCAACAUGGAUUCUCAUUAAAUUCCUUAUAUCGUAAAAUGCAGAGACUUGAGAGUCCCAUACUCAUAGUUAUACAAGACACAGAACAGAAUGUAUUUGGUGCAUUAACCUCCUGUUCCCUGCAUGUAUCAGAUCAUUUUUAUGGUACCGGCGAAUCCCUGUUAUACAAAUUUAAUCCCAGCUUUAAAGUUUUCCAUUGGACUGGUGAAAAUUUAUAUUUUAUUAAAGGCAAUGUGGAAAGUUUGUCAAUUGGUGCUGGAGAUGGCCGUUUUGGAUUAUGGCUUGAUGGUGAUUUAAAUCAAGGUCGUUCACAAUCCUGCAGUACAUAUGGCAAUGAGCCAUUGGCGCCACAAGAAGAUUUUGUUAUUAAAACACUCGAAUGCUGGGCAUUUGUUUAAACAAAACUAACCUAUAAAUUAAUAAUAUUUAAAAUUUCUUUUGUUUAUGAUGUAUUUUUAUCAUCAUCUCCACAAAAUCCAAAACCUUCUCCCUCAAAAAAAAAAAAAAAAAACAAACAACAUUUUUAUUUAACCACAUAAUACAUAAAUAAAUACAUACAUAUAUAUUUUUUAUUAAAUGAAAAUGAAAAACCUAAACGUAGACAAACAACAAGUAUAAGAAGAAACCAUAUUAAUUUAAAAUAUUUUUAUAUAUUAAACAAAAAACAAAUAAUUAUUAUACAAAACAAUAAUUUAAACGUUUCCAAAAACAAACGCUUAAAUAUUGAACAUGUUUAUAUAAAUUAUACAACAAAAUUUUGAAUUUUUAAUUGUUGUUAUAUAAAAAAAAACCAAACAAGUUAAUUAAAAUUGUGAAAAAAAAGCUGAAAAAAUAUUUAGAAAUUGAAAG
This is a messenger RNA of Lucilia sericata (common green bottle fly), 3489 nucleotides long. Its product is annotated as TLD domain-containing protein 2-like. The transcript is spliced from 15 exons. Gene Ontology annotation, cellular component: nucleus. The coding region runs from base 507 to 3038 and encodes 843 amino acids. NCBI's taxonomy places the organism in Eukaryota, Metazoa, Arthropoda, Insecta, Diptera, Calliphoridae. Gene Ontology annotation, biological process: response to oxidative stress. The record is from RefSeq and is a predicted model, not a curated record.